Messenger RNA from Clonostachys rhizophaga, 1767 nucleotides. NCBI's taxonomy places the organism in Eukaryota, Fungi, Ascomycota, Sordariomycetes, Hypocreales, Bionectriaceae. The record is from the annotation of a GenBank genome assembly.
AUGACCGACACAAAGGCUGACCAGAUUCAGCUUGAAAAUGCCCCGAGCAUGGCUCGCCCCUCGGAAACAGCCGACUACGACGCUGGCGACUCUACGAGCUACCAUGACUCCUACAGACUGUCUAUUCGGACCUACAUGGUCUUGACUACGAUGGCCUUUGCUUGGGGCACCUGCACCAUGGCAAACAUCGGCCCUUCAACCACAUACAGCUACGCUGUCGCCGAGGUGGGUGGCGAGUCGAUCUCGACAUGGAUCCCCAAUGCGAGCCUCUUCCCUAUCAUCGGACUCCAGCCGAUCUGGGGCUCUCUCGCCGAUCGCUUCGGCAAGAAGUGGUUCAUCUUCUCGGGUGGUGUUGCAGGCGUCAUUGGCAACGUCGUUGCCGGCACUGCCAGCUCUACAGAAGUGAUCAUCGUUGGCCAAGCUAUUAAUGGUCUCGGUUCUUCUCUUUAUUUACUUGUCAUCCCUACGAGUAUGGAAAUCGUCCCGGCAUCGCAUCGUAGUUUUGCCCAGGGGUUCAUGGGCUCGGUGAACGGUCUCAUCUCGAUCAUGAUACUAUUAGCUUCUGGCGCGUUUGCCAAAUCUUCAACCUCUGGCUGGCGUUGGGUAUACUACUUCAACGCCAUCUUCUUCGGCAUCGUAGCGGUCUCUCUCUUGGUGUUCUACCACCCCCCACCGACUACAUUGCGCCGCACGAACACUACUAGUGAAGCCCUCAAGUCUAUUGACUUCGCCGGUGUGGCCAUGUUCCUUUGUGGCAUCAUUUCCAUUGUAGUGGCUUUGAAUUGGGGUGGUCACGCAUAUCCUUGGGACAAUUCUCGAGUCAUUGCUCUAUUGGCUCUCGGAUCCCUCUUCCUCAUCGGGUUCGGCGUCUAUGGUAUUUGGGCUCACAUUGGGACAGAGAAAUGGGGCCUCAGCGACGGCCUCCUCGAUCACCGUUUUUUUCAUGAACGAAACUAUCCACUCAUACUAUGCGUCGCCUUUGUGGAUGGUAUGCUCCUUUACGGCGUCAAUUCUUUCCUCCCUCAGCAGGUUGGCGGAUUAUUUACCCACGACCCCAUCAUGGUCAGCGUAUAUCUGCUACCGCUGAACCUAUGCGUGAUCGGCGGGAUCAUGUCUUCGGCUUACAUCCUCGGGGUUUUUAAGCACUACCGCAUUCUUCUCGUCUCUUCUCUCAUAGUCAUCGCAGUCUUCUGUGGACUCUUGGCUCUUGUAAACGCCCAUCGAGCUGCCAUGCUCCUAGUCUUCACGGGGUUUAUCGGACUGGGAGUUGGAGUUACCACAGCUCUUCCGAAUGUUGUUCUAACAUAUGCGGUACCACCACACUUGAUUGGCACGGCAGGAACUUUGCUGGCCUCUUGCAGAGGUCUUGGUGGUACCAUUGGCAUCACCAUCUUCUCCACAAUCAAUGGGAAUUACAUGUCGAGCCAUCGCAUUCCCGACGUUACACGGGCUGUUAUCAACGCUGGGCUUCCAAGAUCAUCUGCCGAAGAGCUCGUUACUGCUUUCUUAGCCGGCAACAGUUCUGCCCUGGCCAGCAUUUCUGGUGCCACACCUUCGGUCAUAAGUGCAGCUGAGCAUGCUCUCGAGGAAGUCACUGCGGAAUCUUUCAAAUUCGUGUGGAUUGCGAAUACUGUUGUUGCAGUUGUCACAGUUAUUUUCACAUGUUUCCUUCAGUCUGUCGCCCACCAUAUGACCAGCCAUGUUGAGGCACCUCUUGAGAAAGGUAAACUGCGCGACAAUACUAUGGCCAAGGAUAUGAAAGAUUAG